Pygocentrus nattereri (red-bellied piranha) is the source of this 1013-nucleotide messenger RNA. It is a transcript of the gene mlf1, whose product is annotated as myeloid leukemia factor 1. The record is from RefSeq and is a predicted model, not a curated record. The coding region runs from base 122 to 943 and encodes 273 amino acids. Gene Ontology annotation, cellular component: nucleus; cytoplasm. Gene Ontology annotation, biological process: regulation of DNA-templated transcription. The transcript has 8 exons. NCBI's taxonomy places the organism in Eukaryota, Metazoa, Chordata, Actinopteri, Characiformes, Serrasalmidae.
UAAUAACCGCAUUAGCGUCGCUGAGGGUGAAGCUAACGGACAGCAGAGCCUGUGACUUUACUUCUUUUUUCUAAUAAAGCUCACACAGCCGGUUCGUUAAGGCUCCUUUAAACCUGUGGAAAUGUUCGGCAGUCUUCUCAGGGAUUUCGAGGACGACCCCUUCUUUUCCUCAACAAGCGAUCCAUUCCAGGCCCACAAUGAGCGUAUGCGGCAAAUGUUGAGGAGUUUUUCAGAUCCUUUUGGCCACGGCUUCACGCCCAGUAUCACAGAUGGCCGGGACAGAGGACGCAGGGGAAGGGACCAGCCCAACGCUAGCGUAGCCCACCACAGUGACCACAGAGAGAUGGAUUUGUUCAGGAACCCUUUUGCCACAAUGGACAACAUGAUGGCAGACAUGAGGAACAGAAUGGGAAACAUGCACCAGAACCUUGAGAACAUCUCCACAGACGCCAACACCCAUGCGUUCAGCUCCUCCUCAGUCAUGACCUACUCUAAAGUCGGAAAUGAGCCACCCAAAGUGUUCCAGGCCUCCACUCAGAUGCGGUGCGCUCCCGGCGGGAUUAGGGAAACCAGGCGGGCUCUCAAGGACUCAGAGAGUGGAGUAGAAAAGAUGUCCAUUGGCCACCACAUCCAGGAUAGAGGCCAUGUCAUAGAAAGGAAGCACAACCAAAAAACCGGAGAGAAGGAGCUUAACCAGGAUUUCCAGAACAUGGACGAGACUGAAGCCCAGUCCUUCGAUGAGGAGUGGCAGAGGGAGCUGUCCAAAUUCCAGCCCACCGCACCAAUGUCCCGUCUGGAGGCCCCCAAGCAACGAGCAGUGCACAGAGCAGCCAUCGCCGGCCCAGACAACACACAAAGAGAAAAAGACGAUGCAGCAGAAAGCAAGAAGAAGACUCAUGUCUCUGAGCUCAAAAUUCAGGGCUCCAGCAUGAAGAAGAAGUAAAACCUUGAUGAAAUGGAAAUAAAACUCUGGCAGGCAGCGGCUCCUGGUGCUUUCGCCCGCGUCUCUUUCA